Grosmannia clavigera kw1407 is the source of this 813-nucleotide messenger RNA. Its product is annotated as adenylate kinase 2. The transcript is spliced from 2 exons. Gene Ontology annotation, biological process: nucleobase-containing compound metabolic process. Bases 1 to 813 code for a protein of 270 amino acids. Gene Ontology annotation, molecular function: AMP kinase activity; ATP binding. Gene Ontology annotation, cellular component: mitochondrion; cytoplasm. The record is from RefSeq and is a predicted model, not a curated record. NCBI's taxonomy places the organism in Eukaryota, Fungi, Ascomycota, Sordariomycetes, Ophiostomatales, Ophiostomataceae.
AUGCGACUCAAAAAGGCCGCCCGAGUCAUCCUUAUCGGAGCUCCAGGCGUGGGCAAGGGGACGCAGUCGGAGCGGCUGCUACGUCGCUUUCCCCAGUUGGCCCACCUAAGCUCGGGCGAUCUCCUGCGGCACAAUGUCAAGACCCGGACGCCACUCGGCAUCAAGGUCGAGAGCACGAUCAAAGCUGGCGGCCUCGUGCCGGACAACCUCAUCCUGCGCCUCAUCCGGAACGAGCUCUCGACCCGUGGCUGGCUCGUGUCUAGCGGCUCGCCCGACCUGCUGACGAUCGCGGCCAAGUCGACGGCCGAUGAUGCCGGUGUGGCCACCUUUUUGUCGCAGCACAAGGCUGCCGUCGACGGCAGCAUGGCCGGAGCUGCGGCCGAAUCGCGACUGUCUGAGGACCCGGCCGCAUCGUUUCUGCUUGAUGGCUUCCCGCGCACGGCAGCCCAGGCGGCACAGCUCGAUCUGUUCGUGCCCGUCAACCUGGCCAUCUCGCUCAAGACGCCCUUUGAGGUGGUGAUGCAGCGCAUCGCCAGCCGCUGGGUGCACGAGCCGUCGGGUCGGGUGUACAACGACUCGUUCAAUGCACCGCGUAUGGCUGGCCGUGACGACGUCACGGGCGAGCCGCUGGUCAAGCGGCCGGACGACAGCGAGGCCGUCUAUCGCACCCGCUACGAUAAGUUCCUCGAGACCAGCACGCCGCUGCUGGCUCACUAUGCCGAUCGCGGCGUGCUGCUUGAGGUCGAGGGCAUGAGCAGCGACGAGAUCACGCCAAAGCUGUUUGCUGAGUUUGAGCGCCGGUUCGUGGACUGA